AAAACGGUAAACAGACCGCGAGUCAAGCUAUCACAAAUAGCCAGGCUAUACGAAGUUUUAGCAAGAGAGAGGGAAUCACUCUUAAUGCGACAAUGUCCUCGGUCCAAAGUAUGAGACAGUUCGUCUGUGAUCGACUAACGGCGGCUGCUCAAGAGAUACUGGGAGCCUUUGAAAAGAACACAGAAACGUACGAGGCGGAAAUCGCUCGUCAACGCAGACUUUUGGAGUCAAUCUUAACCCCUGAGAUAAAGUUACAUCGGGCAGAGCUCACACAGAUAUGUGUCAAUAAGGAGGAGGUGGUUCACCUAAGCCAGCAGGAACUCUGGAAUGAUGAGACAAACUCCGGUUCAGAGCCAUCCGAUCCUCCACAGGUGAAAGAGGAACGCGAGGAAAUGCGCGUCACUCCGCAAAAAAAGCAGCUUGUGCAGCACAGGGAGGGUGACGCCCCUAACUCCACCCCGGCCUGUGAGGAAAGCGUCCACAGGAAACACUCUCAGCCGUCGGACCCCAACCAAAGCGCAGCAAAUAAAGAGCCACAAUGCAGUGUCUCAAACAAAGACGUGACUUCUGAAUCUGUCGGGGACAGUUCUACUGUUUCUGCUCCGACCAGUGACCAGCAGCUCCUGUCUCACAACUCUAGAGAAGCCGGGGUCCAAGCUCAUGUAACUUGUAUCCCUGAAUGUGUAACAACAGUUAUACACAUUGAGUCAACAUCAAACAAAAGCAGAAAUGAGGGACACACGACAUCCGCUGCAAGUGUGGAACCAACACUCAACUGUAGAGAUAAUCAUACGUCCACAACAUCAGCUCAAGGCACAGAGCUAGGCGAUGAAAACCCAACUUUAAAAAGAAAUGACGAGAAAACGCCAAAGAAAGAGGAAGAAGUGCUGAGUACUGAGCUGGCACCAAAUAUAAAACUCAGUAGUGAGAAUCAAACAUCAGCUGCAUGUACUGAAACAACACAGCAUAAGAAAUGUAACAAUGGGAACACAACAUCACACGGAGAGUCUGAGCCAGCACAAAAUAAGGCCACAUCAUCAGCCGAUGGAAGUACAACAUUGACAGUAAGUUCUGAGCUUACAUUGGAUGAGAGCCAUAAUGUUGAGGACCCAACUUCAAGUAAAAGUACUGAAACAAUAUCGAAGAAGAAAUGUGCCGAAGAGACCACGACAUCAAAUGACAGUUCUGAGGUAAUGCCAGCCAAUAAAAGCAACAAAAGGACCACAGCAACAGCUAAAAGUAGUGAACAAACAACGAUUAAGAAAGGCACUGAGAAGACAUCGACAACAAGUGAAGGAACCGAAAGCAAACUGAACGGGGAAAGGAAUGCUGAGAAAGGAAUAUUACAAAGAAAGAGUAAGCCAAUACUAAAGGAGAAAAUCUCCAAUGGGAGAAAAAUGUCAAGUGAAACAUUAAAGAAGAAGAGUAACGAUGAGAAGACAAGCACAACACCAGCACCUACGAAGAGACGCAAUAGUGUGAAAACGUCUUCUGUUGAAAGUGUUGAGCCAACAUCAGCCAAAAGAACAAAACAAAGCCAAAAUAAGAAAAGCAGCGAUGGAAAAAGAACUUCAACAAGGACUAAGACUGCACAAAGCAAGAAACCGAAUGAUGGGAGCACGACGUCAAGCGCGAGUAAAGAGUCAACAGGAAAUAAGAAAGCUAACAAUGCAGCAACAACGUCUACGAAAUCAAAGGCAUCAACCCCACCAGAGACAACGGCUCCGAAAUCAAAGGCAUCAACCCCACCAGAGACAACGGCUCCGAAAUCAAAGGCAUCAACCCCACCGGAGACACCGUCUACGAAAUCAAAGGCAUCAACCCCGGACGAGACACAGGACGAUGGGAUCGCAACAUCGAGUAAAAGCGCUGACCCACCACCGAAGGAGAAGGACACAAACUCAUCUGAUAGUGUCGACAACGAUGAUAAUCCUUUCAAGUGUGACCGGUGUGGUAAAGUGAUGAGUAAUUUCAAAAACUACAAAUUCCACAUGAAGUCACACACAGUGGCGAAGACGUACAAAUGCGACAUUUGCGGGACAAUGUUCAGGGAGAGUUGGGAUUUAAAUAAACACACAGUGAUCCACACUGUUGAUAAGCCUUUCAAUUGCGACGUCUGUGGAAAAGGAUUCAACCGGCAAUACAACCUCGAUCUGCAUAUUCGGGUACACACCGGGGAAAAACCGUACAGCUGCAAUGUCUGCGACAGAACCUUCACCUCGGGCGUGAGUUUGAAGAAACACAUCAGGGUUCACACCGGUGAGAAGCCGUACAGCUGCGACGACUGCGGAAAGCGGUUCGCAAGCGUUUCGUCCUUCAAGAACCACCUGCGCGUGCACACGGGAGAGAAGCCCUUCAAGUGCUCCGUUUGCAAGAGAGAGUUCGCUACAAGGACCACUUUGACGAGGCACAUCAGGAUUCACACAGGGGAAAAGCCGUACAAGUGCAGCGUGUGUGACAAGGCGUUUGGUCAUAAAACGGACAUGAAAGUGCACAUGAAAACACACACUGGGGAGAAGCGUUACAAAUGCAAGACUUGUGGAGAACAAUUCACCACAUGGUUAAAACACAGCAGACACAGAGACUUCCACAGAAGCGAGGAACAAGGCUCCUCAUGCACUUAAGUGUAAAUUCAAAACAUAACCCUUUGUGUUUGCUGUAAGAACUAGAGUUGUCACAAGACGCACAUUUUAAACUUAAACGUUAUACAAGUUAAAAAUUGGAGCCUGAGCGGUUAAUCGGCCAGCCAAUAAUAUCGGCCGAUAUUAGCCUAUCGAGUGACUAUCUGUACCGGCUAAUUUUAUCGCAGAUAUGCGUUGAUAUUUGUAAAUUUAUUAAUCCAGUCAAAUAGCAUUUCAGUUGAAUAUUGUUGUAUUAAACUAGAAUUUCUCUUUCUGGCUGUCACCAGAAAAGUGUACUGUAUGGAUACAACAUUAUCACUCUCCAGAGUGUCAAGUGGUGAUGCACGUACAUGCACAGUGACUUUCUAGUUGUGUUUGAUAACUGCAUUUGAGGGAUCAACACGUUAAUGUGUAUAUCUAUCUCUAUGGCUUGAAGAUCGAUCUAAGAAAGAUAUCGGCCAGUGUAUCGGUAUCGGAUGAUUUUUCUCCCUAAUUUCGGCCCCAAAAACUCCAUAUUGGUCGGGCCCUAUUAAAAAUCAAGCAAUAACGUUAACCUGUUCUGAUACCACGGCAACAAAAAUACAAUUCUCGUGAGCCUGUUAAGUCCUCCUCACUACUAAAGGUUUAGGGCUGAGAAGCUCUGUGAAUAACUUUCAUUUUUUACCAGGAUCAAGUCUUAUCUUAAAGGGGACAUUUUAAGAAAAUGUCUGUUGAUUGUAUUGGACACAGCACAUAAUGAAAUGUGUUUAAGUGUCUUCUGACCUUAGUAUUAUUGAUAAACUUUUAGGUUCAUGGUGGGUGUACAUUGUUUGUUUUACAAAAUCAAGUAAUGACCUUGAUCGUGGGCUUUCAUGUUUUUCACUUCCCUGGAUUAAGGCAAAUUGCCUAUAGGCAGAUAUAAUUGAGUUUCCUGUUUUUUUCAAGUCUUAACACGACCUUAUCUGAGGCUCUUGAACGCAAUACUGUAUAUUACAAUAGUACCUUCACGAUUAAGGGUUUUAGACAAAAAGUUGACGUCGGAUGAAUGUAUUUCUCUUUUAGUGUCUUAAACGGUUCGAUGAAAAGCCUGUUAAAAAUUGCAAAGCAGUUAGCGCUGUCUUCUUGUUGUCUCUUUGGGCAAUCUUUUUAAUGGUAUUGUCUUGGAUUUUAAUUUGUAUAAUAAGUUAUAAGUCAGUGAAAAGGUUUUUUAAAGAGAUUUGUCAAAAGCUUUAUUUCUGGACAAGUGUGGUUCUGAUUUUUAUGUU
This is a messenger RNA of Labrus mixtus (cuckoo wrasse), 3865 nucleotides long. Its product is annotated as zinc finger protein 37-like. Lineage: Eukaryota; Metazoa; Chordata; Actinopteri; Labriformes; Labridae. The transcript is spliced from 3 exons. Gene Ontology annotation, molecular function: RNA polymerase II cis-regulatory region sequence-specific DNA binding; DNA-binding transcription factor activity, RNA polymerase II-specific. Gene Ontology annotation, biological process: regulation of transcription by RNA polymerase II. The record is from RefSeq and is a predicted model, not a curated record. Bases 93 to 2624 code for a protein of 843 amino acids.